AUGGCACUUUCCCAGGCAGCAGCCGUUGUUGAAAAGAUCAUCGGCCAUACAGGCGAUGCUACUACCGAACAGAACCUCACCAAUCCUUCGAAAGAUGUUGAAAAAUAUGCGGACCCUUCUGGUGAAAAGAUGAAAGCACUUGUGUGGAAUGGAAAGAACAGCGUAAAAGUUGUCGAGACUUUCAAACCUGCAAAAAUUGAAGACACGGACGUUAUUGUCAAAGUCACAGGGUCAACGGUCUGUGGUUCAGAUCUGCAUCUCUACCACGGUGUGGUGGUUGAGCUUCAGAAGGGCGAUAUUCUCGGCCACGAGUUCUGUGGCGUGGUGGACAGCGUGGGCCCCAAGAUCAGCAAAGUGAAGCCGGGGGACCGCGUGGUGUGCAGCUUUCAGAUCGCAUGCGGCAGCUGCAUGUACUGCAAACGGAAAUUGAGCAGCCAAUGCGAGAAGACCAAUGACAACAAGAUCGAGAACAUCAUGUAUGGCGGUCGCACGGCGGGCAUGCUGGGCUACUCACAUUUCACCGGUGGUUAUGCUGGCGGGCAAGCAGAAUACGUCCGUGUGGCUUACGGCGAUACCAACCUUUUGAAACUGCCUGACAACGUGCCCGAUGAGAAAGGCCUCUUCCUCUCGGAUGUGUUGAGCACGUCAUGGAAUGCCGUCGUCGACACGGGAGUCAAGGAAGGUGAUGUGGUCGCUAUCUGGGGCGCAGGUCCCAUCGGCCAGAUGUGUGCAGCCAUGUCGUUCAUGUGCGGUGCUAAACGUGUGAUCAUCAUUGAUGGCGGUGAGGCGUCAUGGCGCCUCGACUUUGUCAAAUCCAAGCUCCCCAAGGUUGACACAAUCAACUUUACCGACCUUCCCAAGGGCGAAAACAUUGUUUCAACAUUGAAGAAGAUGGAACACCAGGGUCCCGAUGUCGCCAUUGAAUGUGUGGCGGGCGAGUAUGCGAAGGGCUGGGCUCAUUACUUCGAGCUGCUCCUUGGUGCUGAGACAGACACUUCGGAAAUCGUCAAUGAGAUGAUCAUGAGCGUCAAGAACUUUGGCCGCUGCGGUAUCACAGGCGUGUAUGUUGGUUACACGAAUCACUUCAACAUCGGGUCGCUCAUGGAACGUGGUAUUCGGCUGAUCGGCAACGGCCAAGCUCCUGUGCACUUGUACUGGGAAGAUCUCCUCAAGAAGAUACAAGAUGGUAGCUUGGAUGUCUUGCAGAUGGUCAGCCAUCGUGUGUUAUUGGAAGAGUUGGAGGAAGUGUACAAGCGGUACGAUGCGCGUGAGAAGGGUCUCCAGAAAGUCUAUGUGCAGACCAAGUUCAGUGCACCGCCGAGUGAAGGAUCCCCUCAAUUGACCAAAUAUGGGACAGCAUGA
Molecule: messenger RNA, 1362 nt
Organism: Fonsecaea nubica
Lineage: Eukaryota; Fungi; Ascomycota; Eurotiomycetes; Chaetothyriales; Herpotrichiellaceae
Exons: 1
Coding region: 1-1362 (453 amino acids)
Molecular function (GO): oxidoreductase activity; zinc ion binding
Source: RefSeq, a predicted model, not a curated record